This is a messenger RNA of Humulus lupulus (European hop), 1422 nucleotides long. Its product is annotated as protein trichome birefringence-like 31. The record is from RefSeq and is a predicted model, not a curated record. The transcript is spliced from 5 exons. Gene Ontology annotation, molecular function: O-acetyltransferase activity. The coding region runs from base 16 to 1266 and encodes 416 amino acids. Lineage: Eukaryota; Viridiplantae; Streptophyta; Magnoliopsida; Rosales; Cannabaceae. Gene Ontology annotation, cellular component: Golgi apparatus.
AAAGUGAGAGAGAAAAUGAAGCAAAUAGUCUCUCUUGAUAAGAAAAUUCAAUCUCUGUACCCUCUUGCAUUGGCUUCUAUUCUAUUGUUGGGAACCACAAGACUGGUAUUUGAUGGCUUAAAGAGCAACAACAGCUAUGUAUUCCAGAAAUGUGGAAGGCAAAUUAGGGCACAACAACAAGUUGUUGUGGUUUCUCCAAAGGAUCUUAUUGAUGAGAGUUGUAAUGUUUUUGAAGGGAAUUGGGUUUGGGACAAUGUGUCCCAUCCUCUUUAUACAGAGCAAAGUUGCCCUUAUUUGGUCAAACAGGUUACUUGUCAAAGGAAUGGCAGGCAUGAUACUUUCUACAAGAAUUGGAGGUGGCAGCCUAAUGGGUGUGAUCUCCCAAGGUUCGAUGCAUUUAAGCUACUACAAAUUUUGAGAGGAAAACGUCUAAUGUUUGUAGGAGACUCUGUACAAAGAGGCCAGUUUGAAUCAUUGGUUUGUUUGGUUCAGUCUAUUAUACCUGAAGGGAAAAAAUCCCUUGAGAGAAUCCCUCCAAGAAAGAUUUUCAAAAUCCAGGAGUAUGAUGCUUCAAUCGAGUACUACUGGGCUCCAUUUAUAGUAGAGUCAAUAUCAGAUCAUGCAACAAAGCACACCGUAAUGAAAAGGCUGGUGAAGCUUGACUCAAUAGCUAAGCAUGGUAAACACUGGGAAGGUGUUGAUUACUUGGUGUUUGAGAGCUACGUAUGGUGGAGAUACAAGCCUACUAUUAAUGCAACAUAUGAAAAUCCAGAUGAUGUACAGGAAUACAAUGUGAGCACAGCAUACAGAUUGGCUUUAAAUACAUGGGCAAAUUGGAUAGACUCCACAAUCAAUCCCCAAACUCAGAAGGUCUUCUUCAUGAGUAUGUCCCCUACACAUUUAUGGAGCUGGGAAUGGAAGACUGGGAGCAAUGGAAACUGCUUUAACGAAACAUACCCAAUACAAGGCUCACCAUCUUACUGGGGUAGUGGUUCAAGUCUAGAAAUUAUGGACAUCAUCCGUGAUACUUUAGCAGGACUGAAAACUAAUGUGAAAUUUCUAAACAUAACAAGGUUGUCAGAGUUCAGAAAAGAUGCUCACACAACAAUAUAUGGUGAACGCAAGGGCAAGCUCUUGACAAAGGAACAGAGAGCUGAUCCCAAAAACUUUGCUGAUUGCAUCCACUGGUGCUUACCUGGUGUUCCUGACACGUGGAAUGAAAUUUUGUAUGCACAUUUGUUAAAGAGCCAUCAAAAUAUUUCAUAACUUAAAAUGACUCUUUCCAAAAUUUUCUUACUUUGAAGAUCAGUACCUGCAAGUUUAAGCAGAGAAGAAACAAUCACCACAAAAGAAUAUGAAUUUUGUUUUUCCAAUUCUCAUUUAUUUCUGAUUUAAAAAAGGUGCACGAGUAAUUUUGUACCA